CCUAUAUAAACAUCGAGAGAGCCAGAAAGCGAGCGAUGAUACUCGGCCAUUUCUCUCCUUUCUUCCCUUCUCAUAGCUUCUCAAAACUCUCCACAGCUUUCGUUUCCUUCUUCUCCCUCUACCCUCUCUCCUCAAAACCCUCGCAUCUAUUCCUUCUUUCUCGCCGGAAAACUCCAUCAUCUCCGUCCACCCGCUGGAAUCCACCAUUUUUUCCGGUCGAUCGCCGGAAUCCUCCCUUCAUUUCCUGUCCUUCCGUCGCAUGCAACGCUGUGGAGGGACCUUCUAGCCUCGCCUCGUCGGGUAUUUCUCCGAACGACUGGAAUCCAACGAUGGAGCCAUCAUCGGCAGCUGCUGAUGGAAGGGAUCCAAACGUCGGCGAAGGAAGAGUUCGAUUGAAGCUCGAGGAUCUGAAUUGGGAUCAUUCAUUCGUGCGGGAGUUGCCAGGUGAUCCGAGGACAGAUCCAAUUCCACGAGAGGUGCUACAUGCUUGUUACACAAAAGUAUCCCCCUCGGCUGAAGUGGAAAACCCAGAACUUGUGGCUUGGUCAGAGUCAGUUGCUGAGUUGCUCGAUUUGGAUCCUAAAGAGUUUGAAAGACCAGAUUUCCCACUCAUAUUCUCUGGGGCAGCUCCUUUGGUGGGAGGGUUGCCAUAUGCACAGUGCUAUGGAGGACAUCAAUUUGGCACGUGGGCUGGUCAGCUGGGGGAUGGGCGUGCCAUAACCCUCGGGGAGUUUCUGAAUAGUCGAGGUGAAAGAUGGGAAUUGCAGCUUAAAGGUGCUGGGAAGACUCCUUAUAGUCGAUUUGCUGAUGGUCUUGCAGUUCUACGGAGCAGCAUUCGAGAAUUCCUCUGCAGCGAAGCAAUGCACAGCUUGGGAAUCCCAACAACCCGUGCCCUUUGUCUUGUUACAACAGGCAAAGGUGUCACCCGUGACAUGUUUUAUGAUGGUAACGCAAAGGAAGAACCCGGGGCAAUUGUUUGCCGCGUUGCUCAAUCCUUUCUGCGCUUUGGUUCAUUCCAAAUACAUGCUUCUAGAGAAAAAGAGGACCUUGACAUUGUUCGUGUUUUGGUGGACUAUACCAUCCAACAUCAUUUCCCUCACCUUGAAAAUAUGCGCAAGAGUGACAGCUUAUCUUUCAAGGCGGAAGGUCAGGAGGGCUCUUCUGCAGUGGAUUUGACGUCCAACAAGUAUGCAGCUUGGUGUGUUGAGGUUGCCGAGCGCACUGCUUCCUUGGCUGCAAAAUGGCAAGGCGUUGGGUUCACUCACGGUGUUCUAAACACGGAUAACAUGAGUAUUUUAGGUCUCACCAUUGACUAUGGUCCAUUUGGAUUUUUGGACGCUUUUGAUCCAAGUUACACACCGAAUACCACGGACCUUCCAGGGAGAAGGUACUGUUUUGCAAACCAGCCAGAUAUCGGCCUAUGGAAUAUCGCACAGUUUGCCACAACUUUAUCAGCUGCUGAACUGAUCAACAAGGAGGAAUCAAACUAUGCUAUGGAAAGAUAUGGGACUAAAUUCAUGGAUGAGUAUCAGUCUAUAAUGACAAAAAAACUUGGACUGCCAAAGUAUAACAAACAACUGAUCAGUAAGCUUCUCAACAACAUGGCUGUUGACAAAGUCGAUUAUACAAACUUCUUCCGGUUGCUUUCCAAUAUUAAAGCAGACCCUAGCAUUGCGGAAGAUGAGCUACUUGUUCCACUUAAGGCUGUUUUGCUAGAUAUGGGGAAGGAGCGGAAAGAAGCAUGGAUUAGCUGGGUGCAGACCUACAUACAAGAGCUGGCCUCUAGCGGCAUUUCGGAUGAACAAAGAAAGGUGGCAAUGGAUUCUGUGAACCCAAAGUUUAUUCUUCGAAACUAUCUAUGUCAAAGUGCCAUUGAUGCUGCUGAACAAGGUGAUUAUGGAGAGGUACGCAGGCUACUCAAAGUUAUGGAGCGGCCAUACAAUGAACAGCCAGGCAUGGAGAAGUAUGCACGCCUGCCACCGGCAUGGGCUUAUCGGCCAGGUGUCUGCAUGCUGUCUUGCUCUUCUUGAGGUUUGUUUAAUCUUACCACAAUUUAAGAAUGUAAGUUUUGAUUGUAAAUAACGGUUAAAGUAAGUUUUUUCUCCCACACGGUUAACUGCAAAGGAAGAUACGCUGCUUUGUUUCAUGAAGUAAAAGAGGAAUCUUGGAGCUGGUUUCAUGCA
Messenger RNA from Magnolia sinica, 2183 nucleotides. RefSeq lists its product as uncharacterized. The record is from RefSeq and is a predicted model, not a curated record. NCBI's taxonomy places the organism in Eukaryota, Viridiplantae, Streptophyta, Magnoliopsida, Magnoliales, Magnoliaceae. Bases 36 to 2030 code for a protein of 664 amino acids. The transcript has 8 exons.